Messenger RNA from Rhagoletis zephyria (snowberry fruit fly), 2632 nucleotides. It is a transcript of the gene Mrgn1, whose product is annotated as Mahogunin ring finger 1. Gene Ontology annotation, molecular function: ubiquitin protein ligase activity. The record is from RefSeq and is a predicted model, not a curated record. NCBI's taxonomy places the organism in Eukaryota, Metazoa, Arthropoda, Insecta, Diptera, Tephritidae. Gene Ontology annotation, cellular component: cytoplasm. Gene Ontology annotation, biological process: protein ubiquitination.
CUACAAAGCUCUUGUAUUCUAUCAUUCGUAGGGUUGAACACACCUCUUGUGUACUAUAAAUAUUUUUCAAUCGAUACAAGUGAAAAUUUCAACUAAUUUUGCAAUCUCUUAGCGAAGAAAGUUUUUAUUUUUGCACUGAGUUCUUUUAAAAUAAAGUGGAAGUGUGUAAUAAAUGCAUAAAUAUAAGUGGAUUUAUCAGAAUUGAUUUGGUUAUAUUUAUGAAAGUAGGGGCCAAAUCACUUUCUGAACCUCUUUUUACUGGUAUAUCACGCAAAUAUUUCAAUUCAUGGGUGCAUUUACGAGCAGGCAGAAUGGUGCUGUGGAAGAAGCUGAGCAACGCAAUUCAACUCAUGCAUACAAGUAUCCUCCGCGAUCAGGUAAUUUUUUCGGCAGUCACUUUAUUAUGGGCGGAGAGCGCUUCGACACGCCCCAACCAGAAUCGUACCUAUUUGGCGAAAAUGCCGACUUGAAUUUUCUGGGCUGCCGACCAACCGCAUUUCCGUAUCCACCUCCACAAGCCAGUGAACCAACAAAAACUCUUAAAAGUCUAGUAAAUAUACGCAAGGAAUCUGUUCGUUUUGUUCGAGUUUCCCCAGAAAAACACGAAAUAUCAUCUUCAAAUUCCAACAUAGAUAACAUUGACGGCCAUGCAACCACCAACGAACUAGGUGGAAGUGGAGAUGGCAAUGGCCAACACGCACCGUGUUUAUACAAUAUUGAGUUUACUUUUGAUUCAGAUGCGAAAUGCGCUAUUACGAUUUAUUAUUUUUGUACCGAAGAAGUGAGUCCCAGCGGUGUGACUCUUGUGCCACGAGAUGGCUUAACUUCCGAAACGUAUCACUAUGAAAAAGGCAUAAAUCAGUUCUUCUCUCAGACGGGUCACGUUUUCAAUCCCCAAUUAAUUCCUGAAGAUGAUUUUAUCUACAACCCUACGAAGGAACAGUACCCAGUUGCUAUUCAUUGUGUCGUGGAGGAAGGUAACGAAGACUGCCGCCAGUCGCAUACAACAAUAUGUGUUAUUGAUCAUCAUCCAGAAACUAACAGCUACGUCUUGCGUGCUCUUAAACAAAAAAUUUUUGUCGAUGGCCUCUGCUAUCUUCUGCAAGAAAUCUAUGGGAUCGAAAACAAGGCAGUCAACAAAAGCUCAAUCGAUGAAGAAAUCGACGAUCAUGGCAGUGAAUGCGUUAUUUGUAUGAGUGAAACCCGUGACACACUCAUAUUACCCUGUAGACAUCUGUGUUUGUGUAAUUCGUGCGCAGAUUCUCUACGAUAUCAGGCAAAUAACUGCCCUAUUUGUCGUGCCCCUUUUCGCGCACUUUUACAAAUUCGAGCCGUGCAAAAAGGCGUAAGUUCUCAUACAAUACAUCAAAAUACACCCACGUCUGCCCCAGGUGAACCAGCCCCAUGCGAUCAACACAUACCGCCGGGUUACAUUCCAGUAUCACUAAUAGAAGCACUCAAUGGACCUCCACAAUUUGUAGGACGACCGCGAACAAAUGAUAGCGACAUGAUUGACGGUGUUACUCAUACCGCAGCAUUGGCGGCAGAUAACCAUAAGGCAACCUCACCACUAAAGCCAAAUCAACGGCGAUCCAAAAUAAAAAAGAACGCCUCAACUUCAACUAAUACAAGUGAAGUGGGCACCAUUACUGGUACUAACAACGUAAAUAGUCAAGCGCUCUCUGUUGUAGAAGUAACAAAUGAAGUUAAUGUGAACAACACAACAUCUUCUGGAGCUGCUGCAGGGCAUGUGGGGGUUGUUAACAAAAAAUCGCUGCCAACAGAAAAAUUAGAAAAACAAACGAAAUCAAACCAUUCACAAGAUAAGUUGCAAAUUAUUAAUGAGCGCCACAGUUUGAAGGUGCCCAAGGUUAAACGUGCUUCAAAUACGAACAGUGCAAAUUCUACAUCAUCACAAAAUGAUAUGGAAGAGGAUGACAGUGAAAAUGAGAAGCUAUCACCGCUACUUUCUCCAAAUAGUAAACAAAAAAUAAAUAUAUCACGAAACAAGGAAGUGGUCAUCACCAAUGGCAGUGAUAACGAGGCCGAAGAAGGUUUGGAAAUGAAAACUACUGUAUCGUUGAAAAAAAAUAAACGCCCAGAUUUGAGUGGGAGCACUGACAACACAUCUUGUGGUAAUAUUGAGACCACAGCCGUCAAUGCUGACGACUCUGAUUACUAUACACCCGAAGACACGCAGAAUUCUAUUUUAAGUCCCCUAUGUCCAGAACGUGAACGACCCAAGAGCGGAGACAAGUUGGGCAGCCUGAAGGGGAAUGCUGGUAGUUUUAAAGGGGCCAACAGUUUAGUAAAAAAGAAUUUACAUAAGAAGUCAACAUCAGUGGGCAAUAUAGUUGGACCAGGAAGCAACCCCGGCAGCGUAGGAAUACCCAGCAAUGUAGUAGGGGAAAUGAAAUGCAAUGUCAGUUCUCUACCAGACAUGUUGGACAAUCCAAUAAGCGGGAAUGCAGCGUCUACCCGCAGUUCUAGUGACAGCUAUUCGUCAAGUUCAUCGACUAAACAACUACUAAGUUCGAAUGCGGCAACUGCGGCAGCAAAUAUUAUAGUGGAUGACAAGACAGCUCUACAUAAUGCAGUUAAUGUUUAAGUCGAAAUACAUAUAAGAUAAAUA